Molecule: messenger RNA, 3174 nt
Organism: Penicillium paradoxum
Lineage: Eukaryota; Fungi; Ascomycota; Eurotiomycetes; Eurotiales; Aspergillaceae
Product: valine--tRNA ligase
Exons: 4
Coding region: 1-3174 (1057 amino acids)
Biological process (GO): valyl-tRNA aminoacylation
Cellular component (GO): cytosol
Molecular function (GO): valine-tRNA ligase activity; aminoacyl-tRNA deacylase activity; ATP binding
Source: RefSeq, a predicted model, not a curated record
AUGGCUCAGAACUCUGCCUCCCAAACCCCCACGGGUGAGCCUACGGCUCCCGUGACUAGCGCACCCCCUCAGGUCGAUGCCGCUGCAAAGGAUCCCCAGGGUCAGCAGCAGAGCGGACAGGCCGCUCCGAAGGUGAAGACCGAGAAAGAGUUGGAAAAAGAGCGCAAGAAGGCCGAAAAGAACAAAAAGUUCGAAGAGAAGCAGGCGGCGAAGGCGAAGGCUGCUGCCAACAAGGCCGCAGCUCCCAAGGCCGAGAAGAAGGCGAAGCCCGAGAAAGAGAAGACCACCGAUGCUUAUGAUCCCAUUGCUAUCGAGGCUGGUCGCCUUGACUGGUGGGAGGAGCGUGGUCUCUUCAAGCCCGAGUUCGGACCUGAUGGCAAGGUCAAGCCGGAAGGCUCCUUCGUCAUCCCCAUUCCCCCUCCCAACGUCACUGGUUCUCUUCACAUGGGUCACGCCCUUACCAACGCCCUCCAAGAUACCAUGAUCCGGUGGCAAAGAAUGAAAGGCAAGACUACCUUGUGGCUUCCCGGAAUGGACCACGCCGGUAUCUCGACCCAGAGUGUCGUCGAGAAAAUGUUGUGGAAGAAGGAGAAGAAGACCCGCCACGACAUUGGCCGCGAGGCUAUGGUCAACUUGAUCUGGGACUGGAAGGAUGAAUACCACAAGAACAUCAAGAACGCCCUCCGCAGAGUCGGUGGUUCGUUUGACUGGAGCCGUGAGGCCUUCACCAUGGACCCCAACCUGUCUGCUGCUGUGACUGAAACCUUCGUUCGUCUCCACGAAGAGGGUAUCAUCUACCGCGCAAACCGCCUGGUCAACUGGUGUGUGGCCCUGAACACCUCUUUGUCUAACCUUGAGGUCGAGAACAAGGAAAUUGAGGGCCGUACACUUCUUGACGUGCCUGGCUACGACAAGAAGGUCGAGUUCGGUGUCCUGACUCACUUCUGCUACGAGAUCGAUGGAACCACCGAGCGUAUUGAGAUUGCUACCACUCGUCCUGAGACCAUGGUUGGUGAUACUGGUAUUGCCGUCCACCCCGACGACAAGCGCUACCAGCAUCUGAUUGGCAAGCAUGCCCGCCAUCCUUUCGUGGAUCGUCUGCUUCCUAUCGUUGCUGAUCCGGAAGUUGAGCCCGAAUUCGGUACUGGUGCCGUCAAGAUCACUCCUGCCCACGACUUCAACGAUUUCAACCGCGGUAAGGCGCACAACCUGGAGUUUAUCUCUGUCAUGAACGAUGAUGGUACCUUCAACAAGCACGCUGGUCCCUUCGCUGGUAUGAAGCGCUUCGACGCCCGUUACAAGGUUAUCGAUGCUCUCAAGGAGAAGGGUCUGUACGUCAAGUGGGAGCACAAUCCCAUGAAGGUUCCUCGCUGCUCCAAGUCCAACGAUAUCAUUGAGCCUAUCCUUAAGCCUCAAUGGUGGAUGAAAAUGGAGAGCCUGGCUGGCCCUGCCAUCGCUGCCGUUGAAAACGGCGAUAUCAUUAUCCGUCCCGAGUCUGCCGAGAAGAACUACUUCCGCUGGAUGCGUAACCUGAACGAUUGGUGUCUCUCUCGUCAGCUAUGGUGGGGACACCAGGCUCCCGCUUACUUCGUGAAGAUCGAAGGCGAGGAAGGCGAUGAUAGUGAUGGCAACCUCUGGGUCACUGGUCGUUCCGAGGAAGAUGCCCAGAAGAAGGCCGAGGAGAAGUUCCCUGGCAAGAAGUUCACCCUGGUCCGGGAUCCCGAUGUUCUCGACACUUGGUUCUCUUCUGGCUUGUGGCCCUUCUCUACUCUGGGCUGGCCCCGCAACACUCACGACUUCGAGAAUCUGUACCCCACCUCCGUUCUGGAAACCGGUUGGGAUAUUCUCUUCUUCUGGGUUGCCCGUAUGAUCAUGCUGGGUAUCAAGCUGACUGGCCAAAUUCCUUUCCGUGAGGUUUACUGUCACUCCCUGAUCAGAGAUUCUGAUGGCCGCAAGAUGUCCAAGUCUCUGGGUAACGUUAUCGACCCUCUGGAUGUCAUGGAGGGUAUUCAACUUCAGGCUCUCCACGACAAGCUGCAGCUGGGUAACAUCGCCGAUAAGGAGAUUGCUGCUGCCACCAGAUACCAGAAGAAGGCUUUCCCCAAGGGUAUCCCCGAGUGUGGUGCUGAUGCUCUCCGCUUUGCCCUCGUCUCUUACACCACUGGUGGAGGUGAUAUUGCUUUCGAUAUCCAGGUCAUUCAUGGCUACCGUAAGUUCUGUAACAAGAUUUACCAGGCCACCAAGUUCGUCCUCGGCAAGCUGGGCGAUGACUUCAAGCCCCAGGCCAGUGUUAAGAAGACCGGCAAUGAAUCUCUUUCCGAGCGUUGGAUUCUGCACAAGUUCAACACCGCUGCCAAGGAGAUGAACGAGGCUCUUGAGCAGCGUGAGUUCUCCAACUCCGCUCAGAUCUCCUACCAGUACUGGUACUCCCAGCUGUGCGAUGUGUUCCUCGAGAACUCCAAGUACCUCCUGGCCGAUGAGGCCUCGGCCGAGACCAAGGAGUCUGCUAAGCAGACCCUUUACACAGCCCUCGAGGGUGCUCUGACUCUGAUCCACCCCAUCAUGCCGUUUGUUACCGAGCACUUGUGGCAGCGCCUGCCCCGCCGUGCGGGUGACGAGACCAUCUCUAUCAUGAAGGCCAAGUACCCCGAAUUCCUCGCCGAGUUCGACGACCCCGCCGCCUCCAAGGCCUAUGAGCUCAUCCUCAACACCUCCAAGGCCAUCCGCUCGAUUCUGGCUCAGUACGAUGUCAAGACCCAGGGUGACGUCAUUAUCCAGACCUACGACGCUACCAGCGAAAAGACCGUCUCCGAGCAGAUGACCACCAUCAAGUCUCUGGGUGGUAAGACCCUCGGUGAGCUGUCCCACCUCGGCCCGGAGAACAAGAACCCUCCCUCUGGCUGUGUGGUUGCUGCCGUCGGUGCCGAGGCCGCUGUUUACUUACGUGUCUCCAAGGAAGUUGCCUUGGAGCAGGAGGAGAAGGCCAAGGCUAGCCUCAACAAGGCCCGUGAGACUGUGCGCAAGUCUCAGGGUAUCAUCAACGGCCCUGGCUGGAAGGAGAAAGUCAAGCCUGAGGUCCGUGAGCAGGAGGAGAAGCGUCUGCGUGAUGCCGAAAGCGAGGCUGCCCGUCUCGAGGAGCAGGUCAAGGAGUUUGAGAAGCUGCGCUUGGAGUAA